AUGGGCGAACCUACAAUCACCGAAACAUCGCUGAAAGCAGCCUUGACGGAGCGACUCAAGGCAGUCCACGUCGAAGUAACCGACAUGUCCGGCGGCUGCGGCCAAUCCUUCACAUCACUAAUCGUAUCGCCGCAGUUCGCCGGCCAGAACAGUCUGAAGCGCCACCGCGCCGUCAACGCCGCCCUGCGCGACGAGAUCGCCGCCAUCCACGCCUGGAGCGCCAAGUGCCUGACGCCCGACGAGUGGCAGCGCGACAAGGACAAGGACAAGGACAGCGGCCCGCCUUUGGACGGCACGGUGCAGGGGCACGUUACCGGUGUCGAUGCGUGA
Messenger RNA from Daldinia decipiens, 330 nucleotides. RefSeq names its product bola-like protein. The transcript has 2 exons. The coding region runs from base 1 to 330 and encodes 109 amino acids. Gene Ontology annotation, molecular function: 2 iron, 2 sulfur cluster binding. Gene Ontology annotation, cellular component: cytosol; nucleus. Gene Ontology annotation, biological process: intracellular iron ion homeostasis. The record is from RefSeq and is a predicted model, not a curated record. Lineage: Eukaryota; Fungi; Ascomycota; Sordariomycetes; Xylariales; Hypoxylaceae.